AUGGAGGAAUCCUCUCGUCUGUCGACGUCCAGAACAUUCCCCGUGAAUCUGCACCACCGCCAUCGCUCCGAAGCAGCUCGCCCUACAACCAACAGCACAGCACGCAGCGGUGCGACCGAGGAACGACAGCCCUGGCCACGGAGAUUAUUCGUGGACACGUCUGUCGAGGAACAGCAGCAGCAGCAACAAGCAAAACAUAGCGGUAACAAAUCACAUCGCUACUCCAAGUCUCGGGAUUACAACCACCGUCUCCCCCGAGCCGUCAAUCAGAUUGCGUCCGCUGGAGGAGCCAGGAAUCUCCUGCCAAAUAGAUCAUUCCACCAUCGACAGUGGUCGCAGCAAAUCGGCGAGGAUAGGAACAGAUUCAAGGAUAAAUACAGGGACAGAGAGGGCAGCACAGACUUUAGCUUCCUACGACCGACGGCGACCACUACCAGUCAUACCCAUGAAUCGUCACGGUCUCGGUGUGGCUCUAGGUCGCCUAGCGCUCAAAAUCGCAGCAAUAGCAGAGCAGGCAGUUUAGUGACGACGGAUGAUAGCAGGCUUAGCUUGACGAAGGGGAAAGAAAUCAAAACGAUGGAGGAUUUGAAUCAGGCGAGGGAGGAGCGGAAGAAGGGCGAAGAGUAUCUACGAACCAAACUCGCAUCAGUAGGCACUCGAGCAACCGAAAUUACGCGCCGACUCGAUUACACAUAUUACAACCUCCUCGACCGCAUGUCCGCGCUCAACUCCACCAUACACACAUUCCACGGACUCGUCGAUUCCACCACAGCACUACACGACACCUUCCAGCGCGACAACACCAAUCUCGAACAAGACACGCACCGCCAACUCGAAGAAUUCCAAAACUUCGAGCCCCAACGGCGCCGCAUCGAGGCCUUGGAGGAGCGCAUGAAAGCCGGUCGCUGCAGGAUGGAAACACUGGGCAACAGACUCGACACUGUGCGCAAGGAAAUCGAAGGCUGGGAACGGCGCGAGGGCGAGUGGCAGGCUCGUGUUAGUCGCAGGUUGCGGAUGCUGUGGGGGAUUGCGUGCAGUGUGGUUUUGGUGCUGAUUAUAGCUUAUGGGGUUCAGAGUUGGCGGUUGUCGUCGUUUUCGCAGAAUGAGUUGAAUUCGCGAGUUGAGAUGUUGUCGAGGAAUGCAGCGGUUCAUACUACGCAGGAGGAUAUGGACCCCUUUUUAGGAUCUCUAUUACACUCGAAAGCCAGCUCUUCAGCUGCAGCAACGAGCUCUGGUGAACGCAUCCAGAGCACAUCGAGUGAUCCGUUACAUCUGUUUGACGAGUUAUAA
Messenger RNA from Talaromyces atroroseus, 1290 nucleotides. RefSeq lists its product as hypothetical. The record is from RefSeq and is a predicted model, not a curated record. Bases 1 to 1290 code for a protein of 429 amino acids. NCBI's taxonomy places the organism in Eukaryota, Fungi, Ascomycota, Eurotiomycetes, Eurotiales, Trichocomaceae. The transcript is spliced from 2 exons.